UAUAUCCCCACCAACACGCACAAAAUUAAAGGAUAUUUGACUUCAUUUUAGCAAUUUUUUUUUUCUUUUUAGCUGGAAAAUGUGUCUACAAUUUACUCGUGUCCGUCAUACUUAUAUUUAGAUCACUGGUCCGUCUCUCGAAAUGAGACUCACCCCACGAAAUUUCAAAAAUAAAGGAAAAAAAAAAAUCAAGUCUCCGGCAGCCCACCACCUGCUCGACGAAAUUCCUCAUCGAGAGCCAUGGCCGACGCCGCCGUGGAGUUCCUCCUGGUAAACCUAAAGCAGCUCCUCCUGUACAACGCGGGCCUAAUCGACGGGGUGAAGGACCAGGUGGAGUACCUUUACAACGACCUCAGCUUCUUCAAGGCCUUCCUCAAGGACUUCGCCGAGAGCCACCGGCGGCAGCAGAACCAGGUGCUGAAGGAGCUGGUCAAGCAGAUCCGUAACGUGGUCUUCGAGGCCGAGGACGCCGUCGACGAGUUCGUGGCCCACAAGGCCGAGCACAAGGCCCGCAAGCCCAUCGAGAAGGCUCUGCACAUGUUCGAUUAUCCGGCCAAGCUCAGGCAACUGGCCAGGGAGAUUGAGGGGAUUCGGUCCAAGGUCAAGGAUAUCUACGACAACAAGUGGUACGGGUUAGGUGUCGGGGUUGGAAUCAACGAUGGACCCGACAAGGCCUCCAAGGUUAAAAAGCCUCCAAUCGUCGAGGAAGACAACGUGGUCGGUUUCGAGGACGAAGCCAACAAAGUGAUCAAACUCCUCACCGAGGGUCCCGCCGAGCUCCAAGUCGUCUCGAUAAUCGGCAUGCCGGGCCUCGGCAAGACGACCCUCGCCAAGAUGAUAUACCGUGACCGUGACAUCAGUUACGAGUUCUACAGCCGAGCUUGGGCCUACGUCUCUCAGGACUACAGCCGCAGGGAAGUCUUCCUCUCCAUCCUCGCCUCCAUCACCCGCGUCACGGACACAACCAACAAAAUGAACGACGAGCAGCUGGCGACCGAGAUCCGCCGCACGCUCGACCAGAAUAAGUACCUGGUCGUCCUUGACGACGUGUGGUCCGAGGAGGCCUGGAACGACCUCAAGCCCGCCUUCCCGAGAAACAGCAGGGGCAGCCGAGUACUGAUCACGAGCCGCAUGAGGAAAGUCGCCAAGCAUGCCAACCCGAGCUCCGAGCCUCAUAACCUUCGGUUCUUGACUUCUGACGAGAGCUGGCAGCUGCUUCGGAGGAAGGCUCUUGGGUCGGAGGAAUGUCCGGAUGAGCUCGUGAGGGACGGGCGGCAUAUUGCGGACGAGUGCAAGGGACUCCCGCUGGCGGUGGUGGUGAUCGGAGGUAUUUUGCUCGAGAAGGGGACCGAAUGGUGGGAGAGGGUGGCGAAGAGUGUGGAUGCGUUUAUUUCCAUGGACGAGCAGAAGCGUGUGGAUAGCUUCAUAGAUAUGAGCUACAAUCACCUGCCGUACCACCUCAAAGCUUGCUUUCUCUACUUUGGGAUGUUUCCGGAAGAUUUCGAGAUCCCCGUGUGGAGGCUUGUACGCCUGUGGAUUGCCGAGGGUUUCGUGCAGGAAAACGAGGACAUGAUCCUGGAGGAUAUCGGGGAGGAAUACCUGGAGGAUCUCGUGAGUCGGAACCUGGUGAUGGUGGGACGAUUGAAACCGAACGGCAAAAUCAAGACUUGCCGCGUUCACGACGUGCUCCGCGAGUUCUGCAAGAAGGAGGCAGCGGAGGAGAAGCUCUUCCACGAGAUCAGGCGUUUCGAUUCGGUCCCGGCCCUCGACGGCCUCCGCAGCCGCCGCCUAUCCAUUCAUUCCCGCGUGCUCGACUAUAUCUCGUCAGGGCCCGCGGGCCCGCACAUCCGCUCCUUCCUCUCCUUCUCCCCCGACGAGACUCCCCUCCCCCCCGAGCACGUCUCGUCCAUCCCCGCCGCUUUCAAGCUCCUCCGCGUCUUGGACGCUCGCACGUUGAUCUUCCCUCGAUUCCCCACCGGCCUCGCCCACCUCGUCCACCUCAGACUUCUCGUCCUCUCGAUCGGCAGCAAGAUCUUGCCCUCGACUCUCUCAUCUCUCUGGAACCUCCAAACCCUCAUCGUCCACACUUCCUCACGAACGCUCGAGGUCAAAGCCGACCUCUGGAAAAUGAUUCAGCUGAGGCACGUGAAGACGAACGCGUCCACGUCACUCCCGGGCCCGCUCUCCAAGUCGAGGAAAAAAAACGAUGCGACGAUAAUGGUCGGAGGCCUGCAGACUCUCUCCGCGAUAUCGCCCGACAGCUGUACGGACGACGUCUUCGCCCGCGCGCCGGGCUUGAAGUCCCUCGGCAUCCGCGGCCAGCUGUCGAAGCUGAUGGAGGUAAGAGGAGUCGGUUUCGACAGCCUCGGGAAAUUGGGGCAUCUCGAGAGCCUUAAGCUCUUGAACGACGUGUUCCCCCGGCCGCCGUCGGAGGCGAGGCUGACGGGGCUUCCCGGGACGUAUAAAUUCCCGCCAAAACUGAGGAAGCUGACGCUUUCGGACACACUGCUCGAGUGGAAGGAGAUGGCGACUGUGGGGAUGCUGGAGAAUCUGGUGACGCUGAAGCUGAAGGACAAUGCUUUCGAGGGGGAGACGUGGAGAGCAGCGGACGGGGGUUUUCGGGGGUUGAGGUUUCUGCAGAUGGGGCGGUUGAAUCUGGUGAGGUGGCAUGCGACGGGAAAUCAGUUCCCGAGGCUGAAGAGUCUGUGCGUGAGGCACUGUGGGAGUUUGGAGGGAUUGCCGUUGGGUUUGGGGGAUGUUUCGAGCCUGCAGACGAUUGAUUUGUACUGCACGACUGUGUCGGCAGCGGCUUCGGGUAGGAGGAUUGAGGAGGUGAAGAGAAGUGGUGGGGGAGGGAAUGGGUUUAGGCUGUCNUGUGUUCUCUAG
Molecule: messenger RNA, 2886 nt
Organism: Striga asiatica
Lineage: Eukaryota; Viridiplantae; Streptophyta; Magnoliopsida; Lamiales; Orobanchaceae
Source: the annotation of a GenBank genome assembly